AUGAGUUCACCAGGAUCGCCCUCCGAAGAGGCAAGGGAAUCGGCAGGAGGUACACCUGCCUGGCAUCCUGCACAAGAGUGGCUGGAGGAAGACGACGAGGUAGACAUGGAUUAUCACCCUGCGCUGGAGGGAUCGGAAGACGAAGACGGCUGGGAAGAGAUGGAUGCCGAGGACGAAGAUAUGGACCUCGGAGUAUCUGAUGAAAAUCCGCGCAUCAACAUCGGCAACAUCCAGAUCGAGCUCACUACGGACGAUCAUGACGAAGAUGGAGAGGAGGGUAAUGGUGGCGAGACUCGCAUUCCGGCAUCCCGGCUAUUCCAAUUACUGGCAUCGAGCGGUCUGCAGCAUAUCCUCCACUCCAAUGGAUGGGCAACCAAUCCAGCAGAGGAGGAGGAAGACGAUGGCGAAGACGAUCCGGACUACUAUCUGCCUACAUUCCGACAUCGACUGAGAACAAGACGGACCAGAGGAGAACCCCAGUUCCCCAAAGUCCCCAGCGAUGCGGGAACCGAACUGAUGGGCGAAGGCCAUUUCGGUACCGACCAGCACUAUGUGGACCGACUCAAGAAACGGAAGAUGGGAUUUGCUACAAAGUUGAUGUGGCGGGAACUCGGCGUGGACUCUUAUGGAGCUCGGAGGAGGGUUGAUCAGGCUAUCUCGCAGAAUAUGAUACCUAGCUCCGUGGCCGAUAAAAUCAUCCAUUACGAUGCACGCAGUUACUCCGGCCAGUUCUCCGACGAUGGAAACUUUUUCUUUUCUUGCGCGCAGGAUUUCAAGGUUCGGAUGUACGACACAUCUAACCCAUACGAAUGGAAGUACUAUAAGACUGUCCGCUAUCCGCUCGGUCAAUGGACAAUCACGGAUGCUACGUUGAGUCCCGAUAAUCGCUUUCUGGUCUACUCUUCCAUACGCAGUCAGGCCUACUUAGCCCCAACAGACCCAGAGGAUGAUUCGGAUCCGAGUCAAUUAGACUUUGCUCUUUCGAUGAACCAGGGACGACGCCAAAGCUGGGGUAGCUCUCAUUUCGGAAUAUGGUCUCUUCGCUUCUCCGGAGAUGGACGCGAGAUCGUCGCGGGCACAUCAGAGGACUCUGUGAUUGUCUAUGAUAUUGAAACGAAACAACCGGUCCUAAAUCUGCGCGACCGUCACCAGCAUCACGUCAAUGCAGUCUGCUUCGGUGACAAGUCAUCUCCUCACCUACUUUACUCAGGAUCCGAUGACUCAACGCUACGAGUCUGGGACCGUCGGUCAAUGGGCGAUGGGCGUGAAGCAGGUGUUUUCAUGGGCCACACCGAGGGUCUAACAUACGUUGACAGCAAAGGCGAUGGCCGAUAUGUUCUUUCCAACGGCAAGGACCAGACCAUGAAGCUCUGGGAUCUGCGAAAGAUGAUGACGACUGCCAAUUUCGACAACAUAGACCCCAGCAGCUUCACGACUGGAUUUGACUACCGAUUUGAGAAAUACCCUGACAACUUCUACGAGCCACAUCCGUAUGACUACUCGGUGGUCACCUUCCGCGGCCACAGUGUCCUCAAGACACUGAUUCGCUGUCAUUUCUCGCCGCCUGGCAGUACAAAUUCGCGCUACGUCUACUCUGGCAGUGAAGACGGCAAGGUCUACGUGUACAAUAUGGAUGCUACGCUGGCUGGUACCAUCGAUGUUGGUUCAGCAACGCUUAACUCGCGCCCCCGGGAGCCAGAUGUCUUUGCGACGGCGUAUGAGAUGAGUGGAGAGAUGCUGUGGAGGACUUGUGUUCGUGAUGCGAGCUGGCAUCCGAAUGCUCCAGUGCUAGCUGCAACCUCCUGGAACGGAUGGGGACUGUCUACUGGCACAUGUACUAUUCAUUCCUGGAAUGACGGUGCUGCCAAUGAUGAAGGGGACCCGCCAAUCGGCAAGAGCUAUGAUGACAGGCUUAGAUAUGUGCCCGAGUUUAACGACUUCCGAGAGAAUGCCCCAGCGGCCCGCACACGACGACCGCUGCGUAGCCGGCCUGUGCGCCGACUGUUUGUUGAAGAAGACGAGGAUGUUGAGUGGUGA
Penicillium cinerascens is the source of this 2037-nucleotide messenger RNA. Its product is annotated as WD40 repeat domain-containing protein. Gene Ontology annotation, cellular component: Cul4-RING E3 ubiquitin ligase complex. The coding region runs from base 1 to 2037 and encodes 678 amino acids. Lineage: Eukaryota; Fungi; Ascomycota; Eurotiomycetes; Eurotiales; Aspergillaceae. The transcript has 6 exons. Gene Ontology annotation, molecular function: protein binding. The record is from RefSeq and is a predicted model, not a curated record. Gene Ontology annotation, biological process: proteasome-mediated ubiquitin-dependent protein catabolic process.